This is a messenger RNA of Spinacia oleracea (spinach), 1445 nucleotides long. RefSeq lists its product as uncharacterized. The coding region runs from base 160 to 1233 and encodes 357 amino acids. The transcript is spliced from 15 exons. NCBI's taxonomy places the organism in Eukaryota, Viridiplantae, Streptophyta, Magnoliopsida, Caryophyllales, Amaranthaceae. The record is from RefSeq and is a predicted model, not a curated record.
AACCAACGAAGUAGUAAUCCUACUUUAGAAACCAAAUGCGUGCGUCUCUGAAGUUCUUCGCAAUUUCUCUACACCUCUAUUUCUCUACGCAAAAAUCCACAACAAUUUGCAAAUCUCCCAAAUUCUAGGGUUUUCUCUCUCCAAUUUCAGGCUUCUGUGAUGUCGAUUACUUCUCAACUUCACGCCCCGACUGUUCGUCCGGUCACCAUACCGUUUUCCGACAUCCAAGAUAAGAAUGAGGAUUUGUCAGCGUUGAUUGCAGAAGGUUUUGGACCUAAUGGCCUUGGGAUUAUCUCCAUUACCAGUGUUCCAGGUUUUUCUUCAUUGCGCCAGACUCUGCUGCGUCUAUCAACCAAAUUAGCCAAACUUCCAGAGGAAGAGAAGAAAAAACUUGAAGAUCAUGAUAGCAGGUACAACUUCGGUUGGAGUCAUGGAAAAGAGAAGCUUGAAUCUGGGAAGCCUGAUAUGUUAAAAGGAUCCUUUUAUGCAAAUCCUGUAUUAGAUGUGCCGACGCUGGACCAAACCCUCAUUCAAAGAUAUCCAGCAUAUUGCGGGCGUAAUAUUUGGCCUCAGAGUACUUUGCCAGAACUAGAAGUUGCAUUUAAAGCACUUGGAAGGAUAAUGCUUGAUGUUGGCCUGAUGGUGGCAUAUCACUGUGAUCGAUACGUAUCUGAAGGCAUGAAAGUAGGAGCAGAUGAAGGCCUUGAACAUAUAAUUCAUCGCUCUCGCUGUCAUAAGGGACGGCUACUUUACUAUUUCCCGACACAGGAGAGUGAUCAUUUGAAAAGCGACUCAAUGUCUUCUUGGUGUGGAUGGCAUACUGACCAUGGUUCCCUUACAGGUCUUACAUGUGGCAUGUUUUUGAAAGACGGAAUUCAAGUAGCUUGCCCUGAUAGAGCUGCUGGUCUUUAUGUAAAGACCAGGAAUGAUGAAAUCGUCAAGGUUGUGUUUGGAGAAGAUGAAAUAGCAUAUCAGAUUGGUGAAACUACUGAAAUCCUAUCAGGAGGCUAUCUUCAUGCCACGCCACAUUGUGUCCGGGCACCGAGUGGAAAGGGGGUAUCUGGUCUUGAACGGUCGACUUUUGCAUUAUUUAUGCAACCUGAUUGGAGCGAAAAGCUUAAAUUUCCAGAAAAUAUCCAUAUUCACAAAGAGUUGAUUACUUCAAAUAGUACUCUCACUUUUGGAGAGUAUUCGGAGAAGCUUUUGGACAAAUACUACCACCUUAAAGCGUGAAGAACUUAUGGCCGCAGGGCAGAGGUAAAUACAUUUAGGGGCUUAGGGCAUUAUUCAACUUCCACACUUCAGGGUCUCAUGAGUUAUGAGUUAUGACUUAUGAGUAUAUCCUUCAAGUAUAGACUUAAAUAAAUGUAAAUGCCAAAGUACUGAACAUGAUAUUGUUACUUAUCUUAUUAUAUAGAGUUAAUCAAGUUCUAAAUUCACAUCUA